GUGACGGCGCUGUGUCCUGAACCUCAACGCAAAGCUAAUAAUCCUUGAAAUCAGAGGUGUGUGUUACACACAUCCUCUCUCUUUCUAUCUCUCUUCCUAAACACACAGAAGGAUGAAAAACCCAGUCAUAGAAGAUGAGGACUGCACUUAAUUUCACUUUUUAAAUCUUUUUUUGUUUUGGUUUCUGCUCGGCUAAUGUGAUGGUAACGUGGCUCAUCAACACCGGGGGGAUUUUCAGGAACUUUUUUUCACGUCGAGUAGCCUACUCCGGAUCUAUAAUAAUUUCAUUAUUUUGAGAUGUCUUCAAAUAGCCAAUGAUAGCCCAACCGAUGUCUUUAAUGUAUAAUAUUUAUAAUAUUUUUUUAAACCUGUAAUUUAAUAACUAAAUUGUGUAUGUGACCGAUAACAUCUCGCAGAUUAAUUCACAAUCGGUUUACUGUGACUAACAUAUGUUAAAAAUGUUACUUAACGUUAGUGUGUAAGUAGUUGUACAGAUGCUCUAAUAUUAUAUCACAUUUAAUAAUUGUAUUUUGUUCUGUAUGUUUUGUUUUACGAGCCUCAAUCCACCGGUCUCGUGUUUCCACCCACCCUCCGUUCGUGAACUUUCUUUUUUGCUGUUUUGCGAAAGUGUUUUAUUAGUCAGUUAUUCUAAGGAAAGUUUCGUUAUUGUGAUGGGAUGCGGAAGGGUGAGGAGAAGAGAGUAAACAUGUUAAGGGUUUAAGAGAAUGGCUCGGUGAUCAUGUCCUCCAUGGAGGUUGUUGUCUCCGGGAUGGGUGACUGGCAGUGGCUCUGCAUGGUCACUCUCUUUCUGGCCUCUGUUGUCACUUUGAUUAUAUACUUGGUGCUGUAUUUUUCCAACGAACCCCCCGUUGGGAAAACACAUCUCGGUCAUGUGGAUUCAGAGGAAGCUGAUGGGAUUUUAUGCUGGGUGCUGUCUCUGAAAAGCUGGAAGAGUCAGUGGAGAAAAGCCUGGUUAAGGGGCCUUAAUGAGGAAGCUCGUAGAUCACAGAGCGGGAUUCAGCUGACCUUUGAAGAUGAUGGUGUCCAGUCAUCAGAACUGGUCGUGGACCAGAUUUCAAGCUUUAUAAAAACACCCGGUCAAAAGGAUGUCCUGUGUCAGGUGGUUGGGAACAGACUGCAGUUUUCUGUCAGUGCUUUACCGAGCUCAGCAUCUUCAGAAACACCCCUGAGAUACAGUGUGAAAAUAUCUCCACUUCGCCUGCAGCUGGCCCUACAGAUGAAAGAGGUGAACAGGGAGGUGGAGAUUUCCUGGAGGGUGCUUGACCUGGACUCUGUAGAUUUGCAGCUGACGCCAGGUUUUGCGCAGGGAGAUUAUGAGAGUCUAAGUGAAGCGGCUGUGAGCGACAGGCUCAGGCAGGUCUUGAAUGGAGCUGAAGCAUUAGUAACGCUGAGCAGCCGACCUGCAGAGUCUGCAGAAGUCCAGGAAGUAAGGAACAAGACCUUGGAGGUGACCUCACCCCCAAAGCCCCCGCGAGCGCACGAAUGGAAACUAUUAGUGAAGAACAUCCGGGUCACAUGUAAACAGGAGAAUGGUGCUGCAGGCGGCAUGAAUCCCCAGUGUAUCCUCCGGUUGGAUGAUCCUCCUCAGAAGGUCACCAGUUCAGUCUUGACUAACACAUCCAACCUGGCCUGGGAUCAGCCCUUCAUAUUUGAGCUUAGCGGCCGAUCAAAGGAGCUGAACAUCCAGGUCGUGGAUAACGGCAAACCUCAGGAGAGUGGUUUGUUAGGUCAGGUAUCUGUGCCUUUUAAUCUAGUGAAGAAACACCCCAAAGGUCAACAGACUUUUUCACUCAUGAACAAUGAUCAUGUGACUGGAUCACUAACUACUGAGUUCACCUACCUGGAGCCCAGCGAGGUGCGGAGCUGGCAGACGCCCACGCCGGCCCCUACUAAGAGAGUGGAGAUGGACCGCACUGUGAUGCCCUGUGGCACCGUUGUCACCACUGUCACUGCUGUGAGGAGUAAACCAGGACGACCUUUGCAACCUGAAUCCAAAUCACCCUCUCGAAAUAAGCUGGUGGAGAGAAGGGUGUCAGAGCAGCGGUCAAUACUCGGAGCCAAAGUUAGCAAAGCCCUGUCAUCAUCGGAUACAGAGUUAUUGAUGCUAAAUGGGACCGACCCUGUAGCCGAGGCUGCCAUUAGACAGCUCCAUGAGUCGGCAAAACAGAAGCUCAAAUCUCCUGUCAAAAAGAGCACCAUCAUCAUCUCAGGAGUAACCAAGGCCCCUCUAACACAGGAUGAGGAGAUGACUUUGAUGGCAGGAUAUGCGGCUGCGAUGGACGCUUCUAUGUCCGGAGCAUCUGACGGCACCAGCAGCGAAUCAGCAGCAUUACCCUCGGAAACAGUGGCAGAACCCAGCUGUCUCGAACCCAUUGAGUCUCUGGUGGGUGCGAAUGGCACAGAUCAUGUGGAGGACUGGGAGAGUCAGGCUGGAGAGGACCCAGACGCGGAUAAGUCCUCUCUGUCCCUCUGUACCUCUGAAACGGGUUCCAAAAAAGGAAAAGGCAGCUUCCUGCACAAGAGUGCCAAGCUAUUCUUCAGACGGCGACACCAGCGAAAGGAGCCAGGGAUGAGCCAGUCCCACAAUGAUCUGCAGUACUUAGAGCAUCCCGAGGCGGCCAUGAUGGGCGACAGGGAAAAGAGGACGGCCACCUUCAGGCGCAUUAUCAACCACAAGCUUCUGCCCAAGAGCAAGAGCAAAGCCAAUGGCACAGCGAGAGAACCGCCCACGUGAACUCUAUUGCUUUAGAGAAGGCCCUCAUCGAGACUAAUUUUUGCACCUCUUCAUUUUUUUUUUACUUUUUAUUUCUAACGUCCUCUUUCACAUUCAUUCUCAACUCUUAUGCAAGUCAUUUCUUGUUUCUUGGCUGUAUUUGCCAAAAACCUCUGCGUUGCAACAAUCACCGUUUCAUCAACUCCCUCUCAACACAUCAUGCACAUUCUCAGAAGUGUCUAAUUUCGUUGGUUGGUAUCUACUUUCUGAAGUCUGUCUUCAUGGCACUAGUUUGAUCUCUUCAUCCAUGUAAAUGGUCAUCAGAGGCUUGACACUUUCUUUUUCUCCUUGUGAAAUGUGUGUUUAUGCAAGAACGUUUACAGAGCAGCAUCCAAAUGAGCACUGGCUCUCUUCGUCGCUCCAAAUGACUCAAAAGAAUCGUUUAACCUUAUGCAAACAGUGAUCAUCAUGCAAAAGAUGCUGUGUGUUUGUGGCCUUUUAACCAAAGUGGGAUUUGAUAACCUUUUCUUGCUAUUUACCUAAGCUUUAUCCCUCUGGUGACAUGAUGGAACCUGGACUAUCUGACUAAGGGAAAACCAUCAGUUUGAUUUGCACUUUUUUUUAUGCUCAGAACUCAUUCCAAAUGGAUUUGCAGUGAAUUCUGGGGGGUUUGGUUGUGAACAUGCUCUGGAUUUGUUCAAAAUCAUGUGAAAGAUCUCUGCCUUUAUGUGAAUUGAAUAUAGGAGUUUUUAUUUUGUUAGGGAUACUAACCUGCAGUUUAAGUCUAAUUGUCUCUGGGAAUAGUGAGUUUUAUCGUCCCAAAUUUGUUAAGUGAAACAUUUAACAGAGCAUAACAUUUAAAAUGUUCUGGGUUGGCACUGAUAUGUUUGCUUUAUGACUGGUUUGGUUUUCUGUUCAUCUUUUAACUUCUGAUUCUUAAGCAGAGGUGGGAAAAUAUCAACAAAAUAGAUAAUAAGGGUUAUUUUAUUUAAAAAAAUUUCUUUGUAAGCAUACAUUAUCAAUAUUCUGUAUAAUUGAUUUUUCCUUUCUUUUUUUCGUCAUUCCACAAUGCCACACAAGUUGUGAUGUGUGUGUGAAUUGUACCAAAGGUUUUUAACACUAAGCAAGGGCAUUUUCCCGUUUGAGAAAGACCCGAAUGUAAGCGCUCUGGCCUCUUGAAUUUAGCUAUUCAAUAUGUUCACAAUUCAUCAGUUAUUUUCCCAAGAGUGGUGUUUUCUUUGAUUUUUAAAUCUUAAGCCACCUGAAAUGUUGGUUGUGAAUGCCGGCCACCAGUUUGCAUUCUGGGACUGCAGUGGAUUUAUGGUGAGGGGAUUCAAUAACAGGCUCCAUUUGACAUUUACUUGAACUCAAACUGCAUAUAUAGAAGAAACCUGAAUGCCUGUCCAUAGUGAAUGUUGCCAGAAGGAAACUUCAGCAGUCUGGCUGUUAACUCUGAAUUUUGGGAGGACUACUGUUCUGUGAGCUAUUUCGUUUUUUUUUUUUUUUUUUUUUUUUUUCAUUUUGUCUGUUGUGUGUUGCCAUUUACAGGCUGUUAACACUUCAUAUGGUGGUAUAUCUUAACAGUCAUAAAAUUAAACAAAGGUCAUUUUUAUUGAAACUGGAGGCAAAUGAAGAUUUUAUUUUUUGUCAUGCUUGCUUGGCUGUCCAGAGGCGAACUCCUUGUUAACUUAACUCUUUCUGUUGGAUUAUGGUUGGACUCCUUAACCAGAAUAUCUAUUGUGAAUGAUAAUUGUAUCCAUGAGAACCUGUUUAUCACCAAAACACAUUUACCUGCAAUAUUAUCACACAUCUGCAUGGCCUGUGCAGUAAGAACUCAUAAAGCUGUUGCGUUUGUAGUCCUAAAACCCUCUGGAAAUCUCUGUCAGCUUUUAAGAAUGGUGAUUUGUGAUAUUAAAUAAAGUCUACCAUUACUUGAAGAGACUUGUUUUGCUCUAUAACAUAAAUUGUUGAAUAAGGACUGCAGCUAUCACAAGUAUGCUAGUUUAUGAAACCCUGUUAAAUCAAUAAAUCUUUAAAUUUCACAUUUGAUGUAUGAGUUUGUGUAAUGUGAGUUGCUUAAUGCAAAAGUCUUUUCAAGUAAUGCUAAACAGAGCUUUUGUUACUUUUCAAAUCCAAUGGUUGAUUUUGCUUUCUGGUUAUCCUACAAAAUGACAUUAUAACUGAACAGCUGUUAUAAAAAGUGACAACGACCCUGCAUAAUGAAUGUAAGGCUGUGCUAAUGUUAUGUUCAUUAACAUAUCGAUUGGUUUUAGCAGUAAAUACUGACUGGAAAAUCGA
Molecule: messenger RNA, 5032 nt
Organism: Pimephales promelas (fathead minnow)
Lineage: Eukaryota; Metazoa; Chordata; Actinopteri; Cypriniformes; Leuciscidae
Gene: c2cd2
Product: C2 calcium dependent domain containing 2
Source: RefSeq, a predicted model, not a curated record